AUGAGAGCAAUCCAGGGUUCUCUCAUCAUCACUGGCUGCUUCCAAGUAGUCAUGGGGUUCUUGGGUCUUUGGAGAAACACUGCCAGAUUUCUCAGCCCACUUUCUAUUACUCCAUGUGUAACUUUUGCUGGGCUUGGACUCUAUUAUCUUGGUUUCCCUGCUUUGGCAAGAUGUGUGGAGAUUGGGCUUCCACAAGUCAUCAUAAUGGUGUUCAUCACUCAGUAUCUUCCACACUAUGUGAAGUCUAAGAGGCCACUCUGUGAUCGAUUCGGGUUGCUAUUCUCGGUUCCUAUAGUAUGGCUGUUUGCUCAACUCUUGACAUCAAGUGGAGUCUAUGACCACAAAUAUGUUGUCACCCAGUUGAGUUGUCGCACGGAUCGAUCUGGAUUCGUCUCUGCAGCUCCUUGA
Messenger RNA from Linum trigynum, 408 nucleotides. The record is from the annotation of a GenBank genome assembly. Lineage: Eukaryota; Viridiplantae; Streptophyta; Magnoliopsida; Malpighiales; Linaceae.